This is a messenger RNA of Naumovozyma dairenensis CBS 421, 3303 nucleotides long. It is a transcript of the gene ASF2, whose product is annotated as Asf2p. The transcript has a single exon. Lineage: Eukaryota; Fungi; Ascomycota; Saccharomycetes; Saccharomycetales; Saccharomycetaceae. The coding region runs from base 1 to 3303 and encodes 1100 amino acids. The record is from RefSeq and is a predicted model, not a curated record.
AUGGACAGCAAAAAAGCAACGAAAAGGAAAAGAAAUGAAGAUCUCUACUAUGAUAGCAGUGAUGAUGAUAGCAAAAGUGGUGGCGGUGCUGCUGGAGUAGGAGCAGAAGAAAAUGGCAUCACAAUCAGCAAAAAACGUUCCAAAUCUAGUAAGAAAAAAUUGAAAAAAUAUAUGCAUCAUUGGGAGACUCUAGAGACGAACUACAAGAAAUUGAUAUCACAAAUGGAAUUGAAAUUGAUUCAUUUUGAGAAGAAUGAGAUUUUUUUGAAGAAUCAUGUCAAUGAUUUAUCUGAUCAAUUGAUUAAUGACCAGAUUAGAUUGGCCUCUUUGUUUGGGAAAGUGAAACAAUUGAAAGAUCAGAAUUUUGACCUUGUCACUUUACAAGAUUUCUUGUUUAAUGAUAUCAGUAAUGAGAAUAGGAAAGUACGAAAUUUACAGCUUUUGCACGAGGCAUCAAUAACUAGUGAUGACGAUGAGAAUGACGAUGAGAAUGAUAAUCAAAUGCAUCAAACGAUGGUAAAAGAAGUAGGCAAUGCCGAAAGCAUCGAUUUAACAAAUGAAGUUUUCUCACCUGAAGCGGAGUCACAAAAUGCCACAGAUGUGACAGAUGUAACUGAAUCAGAAGAAGAAUCCGUCGACGAAACUUCAGCUAAGGAACAUCGUCGAAUAACAGCCGCAGAAGAUAAAAAGUUAAUAUUAUCCCUACGGACUAGAAUUGCUGAACUAGAAUCAAAACCAGAAGAAACAGAUAUCAACAUAAAGAACAAGCUAUUAGAAUUAAAACAAGAACUUCUUGAUAAAUUAAGAGAUUCUGAAUUUCAACAAGAAUCAUUACAAUCCACAUUGGAUGAAGUCAAUAAAUAUGAUGUUGUUAAAAAUCUCACUAUAAUGGAAGAAAAUCCACUAAUGAAAAGAGUCAGAAAUAAACUUACAUUAUUAAAUGAGGAAUUGCGUGAAAUAAGACUAGCAAGACAAACUGAUUUAGACAAUUUUAAACUAUUAAUAAAUAAAGAAAAGAAAACAUCACAUGAUUUGACUAAACAAUUAGAUGAUUCGGAAAAAUAUUUGAAGAAAUGUCAAGACUAUGUGGCCAAAUGUAACGUUAUCCUUGGCCAAUAUAAGACAACAAUUAAAGAGCAACAACAAAAAUUGGAUGCCAUGAAACAACAGCAAUCGCAGCAACAACAACAACAACAGCAGCAGCAGCAACAACAACAACAACAACAGUUACUGGAACAGAAUCAACUAGUUCAACUUCAGGAGCCUGAAAAGAUCCAAACUCCAGCAAAACAAGGAAUUGAAAUACUGCAAGGUAAUAAUCAGUUCUUACCACAGCCUGGGAACAAUCAACAAUUACCACAAACUCAAGUACCGCAUGUUGAUAUUCAAUCAAUACAAUCAAACAAGGGACUAUCACUACAGAAAGUAAACGAACUGCAAGAACAACAGCGACCCCAAACAAACCAGGUGCAGACAUUACCUACAUCAAUAUCCUCCAAUCAAACCCAAUCAGGCCAACAUGUUAUUCCAACAUUUCAACAAACUCAACAAACUCAACUUACUAAUAGACAACUCCCACAACAUACUGACUGGAUUCAUAAUAAUACUCCACCUGUACAACAACCCCAGCAACUACAUGGGGAUCAAACGCUGGAAAGUCAAGGAAUCAAACAAUCAAAUCUUCCCUACUCGGGGCAGAUACUUCUAUCCAAUGAUCCUAUUACAAUCAACACAGCGCAUUACUCAAAGGAAGAGUUAGGUGAAACUUUAUACCAGGUUAUUAACGGAUAUAGAACUGCUAUUCAGACCAAUCAGGCACAAGUAUACCAGAUUGAUGCCCUUAAGAAGGAAUUGGAAAUGACGCGAUACGGAUGGACCAUAAGUCAAGACACGAUUAAUAAGCAACGAGAAGAAAUCAUGGAUCUGAAACAAAGGACCCUCGAGCCAAAUAAUGAUGAAAUAAAGAAGCAAGUUGAAUUACUUAAGAAAAAGAUCACGCAUGAUAAUAAGAAAUUUAAGGAAAAUUAUAAACAUUUGCUUGUAAAGCAAAGUCUAGAAACAAUGAGAAAGAUUGAAUCGUUCAUCAAGUCGAAAUUAAUAUCAAACAUAGAAAAAAAGUUUCAAGUGUUUGAGGCCACGUCGAAUAAUAGAAAUCAACAAAAAUAUCGGAAAGCAUUGACAUUCCUCAAGUAUAAUAUUGAACAUAUUCAUGUUGUACAACUUCCGAAUAUACCGUCUCACAGCAUACCAGUCAUUACAAAUGCAAAUAUUGCAUCAUCAAGAUCGCUAUCGGAACCUCACUCCGCACAAGCACAUCCCCAAAAUUUGACUAACUCAACUUUACCUCCAGAUGUAAGUAAAAAUACUGAUUUAAAUGGGAGCGAAUUAAUAGGUCAACCCCAAGAUAACGAUGCGGUAAUAACAAUUCCAACGGAAGUACUGGCAAAAUGGACCCAGAAAGUGUCUCCGAAUAAAAAUAACGUUGAUCCUGCCACACCAUACAAUAAGGAUACUAUCGAUGGACACUCAUCUCAAGAUUCUAGGUUAAAGGGUAUUAGCGGUAGCGGUAAUAAAUCCAACCUAACAAAUGGAGCUUCUUUUUCUCUACAUACGCAGCAAAAUAACAACAAGCUUUCAACAACGUUUAAAGAUAGAGAUACAUUUAAUCUGUACAAUAACAAUUUGUCUAACCAUCAAAAUCCAUUCCAGCAAGUAAUAAAGAAAAGUUCGCAGUCUUCCGGUCGCCUGCAGCGCCUGCAUGAAUUCAAGCCACCAAAGCAGAACAAGAAUACUACUAAAGCAAGGUUCAUCCCUUUAACCGGGGAAAAGUUUAGAAAUAUAUCUUUGGAUAAUACGAGCAAGAAAGAUACCAGUAAGGACAGUACUUUACCUGGAAAUAAGCCAACAAGGACAACAUCGUUAUCAUUAUCGGAAAUCUUGAAUGAAGAUGAAAACAAAUCAAGAAACAAUGGUCAACAGCGCCCAAACGAAGACAUGGAAGAAAUAGUUCGACAUAAUCCCUCCAUCAUAAUGACACCUGAACCAAUCAAAGAGGAUCAAGGUGUAGAACCUACUGCUAAAUCGACUGAAUCAAAGUCUACUGAAAAUACAGGAAGCUCAUCAAAAGAUACACCCUCAACUGUAAAAGGGCAAGCUUUGGAAGAAAAUAAUCAACAAACAAAGACUGAUAAAAACACAUCUACUGAAAGAAUGAUUAAGCUCAACCCUUCUAUUAUAAUGACACCUGUGCCACACCAAAAAGAAUCAACACCAGGGUCUAAUGAUAAAGAACAUUCAUUAUAA